Puma concolor (puma) is the source of this 485-nucleotide messenger RNA. The record is from RefSeq and is a predicted model, not a curated record. Lineage: Eukaryota; Metazoa; Chordata; Mammalia; Carnivora; Felidae.
GACGCCGCCAGGGGGCGGGCCCUGGGCGCGGCGGCCCGACUGUCUCGGCGGCGGCGGCGGCGGAGAGAGCGAGGAGCUGCGCCACCAUGGGGGCCCAGCUGAGCACGUUGGGCCACGUGGUCCUCUCCCCAGUCUGGUUCCUCUACAACCUGCUCAUGAAGCUGUUCCAUCGCUCCACCCCGGCCAUCACCCUUGAGAGCCCGGACAUCAAGUACCCGCUGAGGCUCAUCGACAAGGAGGUUAUCAACCAUGACACCCGGCGGUUCCGCUUCGCCCUGCCGUCGCCCCAGCACAUCCUGGGCCUCCCUGUCGGCCAGCACAUCUACCUCUCGGCUCGAAUCGAUGGAAACCUGGUCAUCCGGCCCUACACUCCCGUCUCCAGCGAUGACGACAAGGGUUUUGUGGACCUGGUCAUCAAGGUGCUUCAUGGUGGAGGGACCGGCAGAGACCCCCUCUGGGCCAGAGCUGAGGCCCAGGGGCUGUGA